CCCUCUCUCCCUCUCCCAAUCUCUCUCUCUCUCUCUCUCUCUCUCUCUCUCUCUCUCUCUUACAGCAAUGGCAAAAGAAUCUGUCACAGAAACACUUCUUCAGAAACAGAAGCAUAAAGAAGAAGACAUUGAAGCAAACAAGGUCACCGACGGUGACGGAGCCGUCACUUUAGUACUUCUCCUCUCCACCUUCACUGCUCUCUGCAGCACCUUCUCCUAUGGCAUUGCGGCCGGUUUUACAUCUCCGGUUCAAACCGGGAUGAUGUCCGGAUUGAACCUCUCCCUCGCCGAGUUUUCAUUCUUCGGAUCCGUACUUACUAUUGGUGGACUAAUAGGAGCAUUACUGUCCGGAAAACUCGCCGAUCUCUUUGGUCGGAGAGGUGGAUUAUUGUUUUCGAAUAUAUUAUGCUUCAUUGGUUGGAUUACUAUCGCAUUCUCCAAGGAUGUUUGGUCACUUUGCACUGGAAGACUUUUCACUGGGAUUGCAGCUGGUAUCGUUUCUUACCUGGCACCUGUAUACAUAGUGGAAAUUGCACCCACAAACAUCAGGGGAUCAUUAUGUGCGAUUAAUACGAUCAUGAUGUCUUCCGGUGCCUGCUUCUCGUUCCUCGUUGGCUCCAUUAUUUCAUGGGAAUAUUUAGCCCUCGCAAGUACGGUUCCAUGCAUCUUGGAAUUAGUUAGUCUAAUCUUCACACUUGAAUCGCCAAGAUGGCUGUCCCGAAUCGGUCGGAUUAAAGAGUCAGAAGCUACGCUUCAAAGACUUCGUGGAAAUAAAACUGAUAUCUUCAAGGAAGCCGCUGAAAUCAAAAAAUAUAUGGAGGAUGUUCAAGGAACAAAAGAAGAUGGAUUUUUCGAGUUGUUCAACCGAAGAUAUUCUCGUGUGAUCAUUGUCGGAAUCGGAUUGUUGGUUCUGCAACAACUCGGCGGCCUAAGUGGCUAUAUGUUCUACAUGAGUUACAUUUUCGAGAAAUCGGGGUUUUCAAGUAAAGUAGGAGUCAUGGCAACGAGCCUCAUUCAAUCUGUAAUGAGCGUCGUCAGUUUAUUAGUCAUCGAUAAAUAUGGGAGAAGGCCGCUUUUGAUGGUUACGACCGUCAUGAUGGGCAUGGGAUCAGCACUCACAGGACUAUCGUUUCUAUUUCAGGGAUACGAUUUAUUUAACAAUGUCAGCCCGGGUUUAGCAUUUACAGGAGUUCAGGUUUUUUUAAUGUCGAUAUCUAUUGGAAUGGGGGGAAUUCCAUGGGUUAUAAUCUCCGAGAUGACACCGAUAAAUAUAAAGGGAUCUGCGGGGACGCUUUGCAAUUUGAUAAGUUGGUCGAGCAACUGGUUCGUCUCCUACACCUUCAACUUCUUGUUCCAAUGGAGCUCUUCAGGUGUGUUUUUCAUAUAUGCAAUUAUUUCGGGUUUGGGACUUUUAUUUGUGGCGAGGAUGGUACCGGAGACCCAAGGCCGAUCUCUCGAGGAGCUUCAAGCUUCUUUGUCUCGGCAAUCCAAUCAUAAAGAGCCUAGUGGAUAAGGCAGUUGAAUUAGAUUUUAUAAAUUAUUGUAAUUAGCAGUCCAAUUUAUAGUUUCAGUCUAGCUUUGAAAAAAACAUUUGCAAUGACUUUUGAAAUAUCUAUCUCUAAGGAGAGAUCAUGCAAAAAAUAAUUCAGACAAAAAAGUUAUGUACUAGUCAUUGUGAUC
Messenger RNA from Tarenaya hassleriana, 1680 nucleotides. Its product is annotated as putative sugar transporter ERD6-like 13. Gene Ontology annotation, cellular component: membrane. The transcript has 17 exons. The record is from RefSeq and is a predicted model, not a curated record. Gene Ontology annotation, biological process: transmembrane transport; carbohydrate transport. The coding region runs from base 68 to 1513 and encodes 481 amino acids. Gene Ontology annotation, molecular function: sugar transmembrane transporter activity. Lineage: Eukaryota; Viridiplantae; Streptophyta; Magnoliopsida; Brassicales; Cleomaceae.